AGCCGCUCGCGCAUCCGUCGCUGGGGAGUCGUGAAAGAGGCGGCUCCAACUUCCGUGUUUACAGCUGAUCGGAGCGGCGUCCGACGCAGAAACUGUCAGUAGGAAAUAAUCUUAUUUAUCGCGAUAAAUCUCGCUAUUUUUGUUGUUUUAUUGUUUACUCUACGCGCGUCGUCGUUGUAUUCUGUUAAUUAGUUUGUCGAGACUCCGGGCAGCAUGGACACGCGGGGUCUGCGGCGGAGGGGCGUCGGGGGAGGAGGUGGAGCGGCAGACGCGGACGAGGCGAGGGGAGCGCGGGGCGAGAAGCGGGGCGGGAGGUGGCGUUGGGUGAAGUGGGUGCUGGCAGUUGUGCUGGUGAUCUACGUGGCUGUGCCCAUUUUGGUCAAGGUGUGCCCCACCAUCCAAGCCAAGAUCGUCUUCCUCAACUUCAUACGUGUACCAUUCUUCAUUGAGCUGCAUGACCCACUGAGCCUGGGUCUCAACCACACAACCAACCAGUACUUGACUCCGGAGCCAGGUGUGCGCCUGGGAGUUUGGCACACUGUCCCUGCCAGCCAGUGGAAGGAGGCUGAGGGCAAGGACCAGCAGUGGUACGAUGCGGCGCUAGGCAAUGGAGCACCGGUGUUUGUCUACUUCCAUGGAAACGCUGGGACCAGAGGAGGACAUCACAGAGUGGAGCUGUAUAAGGUGCUGAGUGCCAGUGGCUUUCACGUGGUGACACUGGACUAUCGGGGUUGGGGUGACUCCACGGGCACGCCCACGGAGGAGGGCAUCACGGCAGAUGCCAUCUUCGUGUACAAGUGGGCACAGCAGCGGGCGGCAGGGCCCGUGUACAUCUGGGGACACUCGCUCGGCACUGGAGUUGCUACAAAUGUGGGUCGGAAACUGUGUGAGCAAGGGGCACCCCCAGGUGCUGUCAUCUUGGAAGCUCCGUUCACCAAUAUCCGGGAGGAGGCCGAUAGUCACCCUCUCGCCCAGAUAUACAAAAUAUUUCCCGCCUUUGACUGGUUCUUCUUGGACUCGAUCACGGACAGUGGCGUUAGGUUCGCAAGUGACGAGAAUGUGCAGCACAUCACUUGUCCCCUCUUGAUCCUGCAUGCUGAAGAUGACCACAUUGUGCCCUUCCAUCUUGGAAAAAAGCUCUACGACAUAGCAGCAUCAGCGAAAGUGAAUGUGGAGUUUGUCCCAUUUGCAGCCAACCUAGGCUACCGCCACAAGUACGUGUAUUCAGAUCCAGGACUGCCACUCAUUAUCAGGAGGUUCCUCAGCCUCUGAGGGAGGAUACUAGACAUGUGUUUCUUGGUGGGAGUACACAGAGUCUGGGAAUAGGACAUCUGUACAUCCA
This is a messenger RNA of Petromyzon marinus (sea lamprey), 1342 nucleotides long. RefSeq names its product abhydrolase domain containing 12, lysophospholipase (gene ABHD12). Gene Ontology annotation, cellular component: endoplasmic reticulum membrane. The record is from RefSeq and is a predicted model, not a curated record. NCBI's taxonomy places the organism in Eukaryota, Metazoa, Chordata, Hyperoartia, Petromyzontiformes, Petromyzontidae. Gene Ontology annotation, molecular function: monoacylglycerol lipase activity; phosphatidylcholine lysophospholipase A1 activity. Gene Ontology annotation, biological process: monoacylglycerol catabolic process; phosphatidylserine catabolic process.